AGUAUGAUGUAUAAUAACUAUUUGUUUUGCCCAUUGUGCUUGUGCAACAGUUUGUGUGUUGUAAAAUUGUGACACUAAUUAACAGAAAGAAGUUACGUUACAGCAGACGCCUACAAAGCGAGCCGAGUAGUCGAUGUGUGGCUGUGCUCGGGGUAAAGUGCGCAUCGUCCUGCUUGCGACACAGCCAUUUAUUUGUCGAAUUUUAACUUCUUAAACGCCGAAACGUAUUUUUAAAGUACUGUCAUCAUCAAUAAAAUAAGUGCAUUUAUAAAGUUUUGAUGCCUACAUCGCCUAUAAAAAUCUUACCGUAUGUGACAAAUUGGGAACCCCAUAUCUGAACCUCUAUUUUUGCUCGUUGUUUGUGUGAUACACAUAGCUCACACAAGGAUGCAGGCAUCCUGGAAUGGCUAACAAAGCUAAGUCCAGUCACAAAGACAAAAUGUACCAGAACCCGAAUAAACCUUCUAUCCUGGAUUGAGUCGUGUGUGGCUAUUAGAUGACUUAAGGCAACAGUCGACCAGUUUAACCACUAUCACAAACGAGCAUCAGACACAAUUAAGAUUUCAGGCUGCAGCAGCUGACUUGAUGUUUUUCUUUUGUUAUUACUGGAGCAUUUAUCUAAUUAUUGAUAUAGAAAUUAUCUUUGUAUAUUUAUUUUUUCUAAAAUAAAGCAUCUCAUCUAAAGCACUAUACACUAUUAGGGGAAAUUAAUGUUUGUUUUUUUUUUACUUUUGUUUUAACAGGAAAAUGCUGCUGCGUGUUUCAUUUAGUGGGGAGCAGAAGUAUGUAAGACUGUCUGACCUAACACUUGAUGCCUUCCUGAAAGAAGGUUAGUAUAAAACAAUAUUACAGUAUUUUACUUGGUGAAUCUAUACAAUUUAUCAUAAGACAUUGUGUGAACUGCUGAAGUUGAUCAUUUUCCCUGCUGUUAAUUAAAAUCAACUAUAUUGACCUAUUCACCUGAUUUUUAACCUGUCAGCAGUUGGUAAAUAACAUCAGACUUUACCCUUUGUUUCUCUUAUUUAGUGUGUUUAAAAUUUGACAUACCAGGAGAAAAACUGUUCGAUCUGAAGGUGUAUGACCAGUCUGACACCCAAAUUGAUGCUGAGGUUUUUGAGGAAAUAGUGAAGGAGUCCCCAGGCACAUUUCGAGUCACGAUGAGUAAUGAAGAACUUGGUAAGGACUAUUUAAAGUCGUGUUCAUUUUUAACCUAAAGGUUUGGAUUGGAGCAUCACAGUUACAUUUAAUAUACUUUUGUCUUUGUAUUUUUUUGUUGUUGUUUUUUUUUCCACUUUGUGUAGGUUCUUCUCUAUCACCAUUGGCUACAUCAUCUUCAGCAUCUUCUGAUGAUACUAUUAUUCUGAACUUCACCAUGUGUGAUCCUGCUGAAGAUUCAGCAACUGAUGGAGGAAAUCAGCCUAAAAAGCCAUGUCACAUAAACUACGAGGCACUGGCAUUGAUUAAACAGAUCCUAACUACAAAGCCUGGUGGUGAACGCAUCAUGCAGGAGUACGCAAAAACCAAAUCUUUGACAGAUGCCACCAGAAGACAGAUGAUAAACAUUCUAGCUGCUGAGAUGACAGAAAAGCAUGGAACAUCUCCCCCUCGAACUGUCAGAGUGAUGUAUGCACAAGGAAUUGUUGCCUUGUUUCCAUAUCUGGAAGACCCCCUUUCAAAACAUGGAUAUGAACACUAUUACGAUCCAGAGAGUGGGUCAGGAUACCUUGCAUGGCGCUUGAAGACCAUUCAAAGAAAAGCUGCUGAGGAGAAGGGUGCAUCAGUAAGGAAAUCUACCAAAAUUGGUGGGCCAGGCCAUGGACAAUCCAACUUAGCUGCUGACAAAAUGCAGUCUAAUGAGGAUGUGGAAGCAGCUCUUGCUGUUUUGAAACACACUGCUGAUGAGGACACUAUUCGUGAGAAGAUGAGAGCCACAUUUGCAUAUCGCAAUUCACUGGUCAACGAUGACAAGACAACAGAUGUCUUCUCAGUCUUUCCACGGUUUUUGGACACACCGGGACUGAUAGAACAAGAUUUCAGACUUCUGUUUGGUGAGGAAACUGCCAACAAAUUCUUGGUGAAGUGGCCCACCUCUAUUAAAGAGAAGGUUAUCGUGGAAAGCCAUAGACUGGUACCCACUCCAGAACUCUUACACUUGCUGCACAACACUGAGUCAGCAGCUGAAGAUGAAAAUGGUAUGUGUGUAAUAAAGGUAAUUAUGACAAUUUAAUUUAUUUGUAACAUUUUGUUAAUCAGAUGCAUGUCUUUUUUUACAGGCUGGGACAGUGACAUGUCUGCAAUCUUGCUGCUGCUACAUCUGCUACCACCUUCUGCACAAGGACGAAAGAGGCCAGGAAAGAUGUCUGCAU
Nothobranchius furzeri (turquoise killifish) is the source of this 2366-nucleotide messenger RNA. The record is from RefSeq and is a predicted model, not a curated record. Lineage: Eukaryota; Metazoa; Chordata; Actinopteri; Cyprinodontiformes; Nothobranchiidae.